UAAGUCAAAACCAGAUCGCGAACAAAGUGCACAGCCCAGACAGUCCUUCAGCCAGCAAGGAGGUUGACAUACCGUGUGUGAUGCAGGCAUUGAUUCCAGUUUUCGCGAUUCUCGCCGUGACGGCGGGCGCGCAGCUGACCCUGCUGCCCUACGCCUAUCUGGCAGAUCCACUUCCGGUGUACCAUCAGUCGCAGGACACGCGCGCCGGGGUGCACGCGUACAGCUACGCCGGCGGCCCGUCCGCCAAAGAGGAAGUCCGGGGUCUCGAUGGGGUCACGCGCGGCUCCUACAGCUACGUGGACGCGCACGGUAUCCUACAAUCCGUCUUCUACGUCGCGGAUGAGGGCGGCUUCCGCGUCGCGGCGACGAAUCUGCCCACCGACGGCAAUCCGUCGCUCGAGACCGGCGAGGUUCUGUUAGCUAAGAACGCCCACCUGCAGGAACACGCGAAGGCCGCCGCCGCCGCUGUUGCUGCAGCCGCCCAGGAGAAAGAGGAGCGCGCAAUGAGCCGCAGGAAGCGCAGCCUGGAGGCACCGGCCGAUCAAGAUCGUCAUCAGGCAGAAAAGCCGAGUUCCCAGGGAGAUCAGACCGAUCGGGACUCGGCGGCGGUCGUUUCGCCGAAGAGUUCCCACGAGCUUCCAACGUCGGAGAAAUCCGAAGGUCGGACCAAUCGCGGCGCCGCACAUACCGUCUUCGCGCCUAUAUACGGACUGCUAGACUCGGUUCUGAUCCCGAGAUUGACUGGCGCGGCAACCUCUCAUCAGAGCCGCAUCGAUGUUCACAAUAACAUUCGUUUGAAGUCUGUUCAACCCAUCAACACGAUCGGAGUCCUGUCGGAACCAGUCUACGAAACCGUGAUUCUUCCCAGUCAGGCCCCCCUGGCGACGUCUCAUCAGAGUCGCUUCCAGGUGCACAACAAUCUUCGCGUCAAAGUGCCGGAAAAGCUCGUUAGAGCCGUAGACACGAUCGACGUUCAGAUACCGGAAGUCACCGCUGUCAACUUGGAGCCGCUUCCGAUCAUCUCCGUUCAACCUGACUACAAUGAAAAUCGGAUCCAACUUCACAAGAGUCUUGGAUUGGAAGGUCCAAAUCGCAAGGAUGCCGUGAAGAUCGACACGGCGCAGCUGGCAAUUGUCGAGACGCCGGUCGCCGCGGUUCGUGCGGUUGUCCCCAAGGAGGUAGUUCCGAUCGUCACUAAGGAGACAGUUCCGGUCGUCACCAAGGAGACAGUUCCGGUCGUCAUCAAGGAGACAGUUCCGGUCGUCACCAAGGAGACAGUUCCGGUCGUCACUGCUGUUUCCAAUCAGGAAGCGCUUCCGGUUGUCACUGCUGUUUCCAAUCAGAGCAGGACUCAGAUUCAUCGCAAUACCAAACUUGAAGUAGCUGUGCCAAUCGCGAGCAAACCAAGCGUGUACUUAGCAGCUUCCUAUGCUCAACCGAUCGCCACUUGGCCGAUCCUAACACCCGUCGCCCAGUCCUCUCAAUAUCGACAUCAAAUACACUCGAAUGAGAAGGUCCAACUGACAACAUAAGGAUUCGGUCAUUUCGCUGAUAUUUCCUAUGCGCACUUAUUAUCAUUGAUAAUUUUUCAUGAAUUGCAUAGCAUGAUUCUGAUUGAUUGAUAUUUCUUCAAUUUGGUCUUUUUAUAAAAUAGAUUCAAAUUUAUAGAUAUUCACACAUAUUUCUUC
This is a messenger RNA of Pogonomyrmex barbatus (red harvester ant), 1688 nucleotides long. RefSeq lists its product as uncharacterized. Gene Ontology annotation, molecular function: structural constituent of chitin-based larval cuticle. NCBI's taxonomy places the organism in Eukaryota, Metazoa, Arthropoda, Insecta, Hymenoptera, Formicidae. Gene Ontology annotation, cellular component: chitin-based extracellular matrix. The record is from RefSeq and is a predicted model, not a curated record.